Molecule: messenger RNA, 1857 nt
Organism: Lucilia sericata (common green bottle fly)
Lineage: Eukaryota; Metazoa; Arthropoda; Insecta; Diptera; Calliphoridae
Product: U3 small nucleolar RNA-associated protein 15 homolog
Exons: 2
Coding region: 154-1734 (526 amino acids)
Biological process (GO): positive regulation of transcription by RNA polymerase I; rRNA processing
Cellular component (GO): nucleolus
Molecular function (GO): protein binding
Source: RefSeq, a predicted model, not a curated record
UAACAGCUUGACAGCACGUGUAGAAAUUGAUGAAGAAGAACAAGAAGAAAAGUCAAAACAACGUCGAUAGCAAAUCACAAACACAUUUUCUUUUUUACUGCCAAGAAAAUAAAUAAAAAUUUUACGAUUUGCAAUUAAAAAUCUAUAUUAAAAAUGUCUAAUUUCAAACCUUUAAAUAUAAAGAAAUAUCCCAAAACUGGUCAAGUUGUGACACCAGACACAGAAUAUUGGAAAAGAUUAAGUGUCCCCACACUGGUAAAGGAGUUUGGUGCCAUUGAUUAUGUCGACUUUAGUCCCAUUGAACCCCAUUACUUUGCCGUUACUUGUUCCGUAAGAGUACAGAUUUACAAUCCUAUUACAAAGUUGGUGGUAAAGAAUUUAUCACGUUUCCAAGAGACUGCCUACGGUGGCACAUUUCGUCAAGAUGGUCGCUUGUUGGUGGCCGGUGAUGAACAAGGUUUGGUAAAAUUAUUCGAUACCUCCAGCAAGAAUGUUUUGCGUUUAUUCAAAGGCCAUAAAGCUCCCGUGCAUCGGGUUAAUUUCACCUCGGACUUGUUGCAUAUCGCUAGUUUCUCCGACGACAAAACGGUCAAGUUGUGGGAUGUUGCUAACGAAAAGGCCAUUCAUACGUUUGCAGAGCACCAGGACUAUGUACGCGCCGGCACAGUAAAUCCAGUUUCAGCAGAUGUUAUUGUUUCGGGCGGUUACGAUGGUAAAAUCAAUUUGUACGACACCAGAACAAAUGAAGUCACCGCGACCGUGGAUCAUGGCAGUCCUGUGGAGUCUCUGCUCUUCUUGCCUACCGGUGGCAUCUUUAUUAGUGCUGGUGGUACGGAAAUACGUGUGUGGGAUGCUUUUGCCGGUUGUCGUUUGCUAACAAAACUUUCUCAGCAUCACAAAACUGUCACUUGUCUACGACUGGGCUCAAAUGGCAAACGUAUACUGUCGGGUGGUUUGGAUCGGCAUGUUAAAAUCUACGAUGUGGCCUCUUAUCAAACUGUGCAUACACUUGAUUUUCCUAACGCCGUCCUUAGUUUGGGUGUAGCACCCAAUGAUCAAACCGUUGUGGCAGGUAUGGUAGAUGGUUUAGUUUCUAUACAAAACAUGGAAGCGCCACGCAACGCCGAAAGAACUAGACGGCCCAGAACUCCCGCUGUGUCCAGUAAAGCACAAAUUGAGGUAGAUCAUCAAAUUAUCCAGGAAGCCAAAAAGAAGCUUGCAAACUAUGACAACCAUUUGAGACAUUAUGAAUACAGCAAAUGUUUGGACUCGGUGAUAAAUUCUUCAGUGUCGUCUAAAACUCCCGAAGUCACAGUGAGUGUAAUGCAGGAACUUAUACACCGUAAAGGCCUGCAUCGCGCAUUGGCCGGACGAGAUGACCAAUCACUCGGUGCCAUCAUUACAUUUAUAUGUCGUCACAUUGGAGAGCAUCGUUUUAUGCGUGUCCUAAUCGAUGUCGGCAUGGCCCUUUUAGAUGUUUACGAAGAUGAAAUUCACCAAUUUUCUGGCAGUGUGGCUCAGAAGUUUUUAAAUCUUUCAUUGGUUUUGCGACGAGAAGUGGCCUUAACUUAUGAUCUUCUAGAGUUGGAGGGUUCUUUGGAUCUGCUAAUGGCCGCUUCAGAUGUUGCGAACAAACAGGAUGAUAUGGUGCAUUUCGUUAAAGACGAUAAUAGCGCUUCAACGCUUAAACAAUCAGUUAUGGCGAAAGAAUCAUCCAUAGUUACUGUGAAGUAGUGUUAAGGUGUAAGAAGGGUAGUGCAGCAGACAUUUGAUAAUUAAAUUUUAUAAACUGUAUUUUAACAAAUUAUAUGUUUUAGUUUUAAGUCUUGUUAAAAUAAAUAAGAAACUUUAAAGAAA